AAAGAGCGCCACGAGUCGGCAUUGUCAGGCGGCGGAACCGCGCGGGCCGUAGAGGGGUUGUUGGCCGGUGGGCUCUUCGCGGCCGCCGAGGAGGCUCAGGAAGGGAGGAGCGCGGGAGCGGCUCCGUCGGCUGACGGAGGCGAGGCCCCGACAGCGCGAGCGUGAGCGCGGCCGAGCCCGCGGCGGCUUCCCCGGCGGGUGGGGACGAGCGGGCCCCGCGGCGUCAUCGGCGGUGAGGAGCCGCGGUGCAGCGGCCUAACAUGUCGGAAGCGGGCGAGGAGCAGCCCAUGGAGACCACGGGCGCCACCGAGAACGGACACGAGGCCGUCCCCGAGGGCGAGUCGCCGGCUGGGGCCGGCACCGGGCCUGCGGCGGGGACCGGCGCCGGAAGCGCGGCGCCCCCCACCGGGAACCAGAACGGCGCCGAGGGCGACCAGAUCAACGCCAGCAAGAACGAAGAGGACGCGGGAAAAAUGUUUGUUGGUGGCCUAAGCUGGGAUACCAGCAAAAAGGACCUAAAGGACUAUUUUACCAAGUUUGGAGAGGUUGUUGACUGUACAAUAAAAAUGGAUCCCAACACUGGUCGGUCAAGAGGGUUUGGGUUUAUCCUCUUCAAGGAUGCAGCCAGUGUGGAGAAGGUCCUAGACCAGAAGGAACACAGGCUGGAUGGCCGUGUCAUUGACCCCAAAAAGGCCAUGGCCAUGAAGAAGGAUCCAGUGAAGAAAAUCUUUGUGGGGGGUCUGAAUCCUGAAGCCACUGAAGAGAAGAUCAGGGAAUACUUUGGAGAGUUUGGGGAGAUUGAGGCCAUUGAGCUUCCCAUGGAUCCAAAGUCGAACAAAAGACGGGGCUUUGUUUUCAUCACCUUUAAAGAAGAGGAACCUGUGAAGAAAGUUCUGGAGAAAAAGUUCCACACCAUCAGUGGGAGCAAGUGUGAAAUCAAGGUGGCCCAACCGAAAGAAGUCUAUCAGCAACAGCAGUAUGGCUCUGGGGGCCGUGGAAACCGCAACCGAGGGAACCGAGGCAGUGGUGGCGGUGGAGGAAGUGGAGGUCAGAGUCAGAGUUGGAAUCAGGGCUACGGCAACUACUGGAACCAGGGCUACGGCUACCAGCAGGGCUACGGGCCCGGCUAUGGCGGCUACGACUACUCGCCCUAUGGCUAUUACGGCUACGGCCCCGGCUACGACUACAGUCAGGGUAGUACAAAUUACGGAAAGAGCCAGAGACGUGGUGGCCACCAGAAUAACUACAAGCCGUACUGAGGCUGCGGCAGGAUGACGGGCUGACCGCACACGCUUUGUUUGGAUAUCGAGUGAACACAAACAAUUAUGUACCAAAUUUAACUUGGCAAACUUUCUAUGGCCUGUCCCAUGUGCAUCUUAUUUAAAAUUUUCCCCCUGGAAAUCACUCCCCUGUUUACUAUUUCCAGAGCUCUAGUUACGUUAGGCAGCAUGUGGUGUAUCUGAGGCCAGAGCGGCAUUACAGGCUGAUUAUACCAGGUUCCCCAGAGCCAACUGGAGGGUCUGCUUCCAGCUGCCGCUCUGCAGCCUGGACCUGUGGACCCUGGUUGUAAAGAGUCACCUUUUUUGACCUUUUAAUUUUAUAUUAUUUGUCAUACAUUUCCUGUAAUGGAAGUGUUAAUUUUACUGUACUUUUUGGUACCUUUUGGGAAUCUAAUGUAAGGUAUUUUACACGUGUCCUGAUUUUGCCACGACCUGGAUACUGAAGCUAUCCAAGCUUUUGAAAUAAAAAUUUAAAAACCCCCAA
This is a messenger RNA of Choloepus didactylus (southern two-toed sloth), 1764 nucleotides long. It is a transcript of the gene HNRNPAB, whose product is annotated as heterogeneous nuclear ribonucleoprotein A/B. Bases 261 to 1259 code for a protein of 332 amino acids. The record is from RefSeq and is a predicted model, not a curated record. NCBI's taxonomy places the organism in Eukaryota, Metazoa, Chordata, Mammalia, Pilosa, Megalonychidae. The transcript is spliced from 8 exons. Gene Ontology annotation, molecular function: RNA binding. Gene Ontology annotation, biological process: regulation of gene expression. Gene Ontology annotation, cellular component: nucleoplasm.